AUGACGAGUUCGUUGCUCACACUGGCUGAGAUUCCCGUUCUCUCCCAGCUUUAUCGGAGAGGCAUCCUUUCCAAGACAACCCCACUACGCAUCGAGGACUCGACCCAAUCCGACAAUGGAAAUGACGCCACCACAUUCACCCCGAGAACACCUAUGCAAUCCAUGAACGACAUGGUCUCUGUCUUGCAGGCUGACAUCACCAAGCUGAAAGUCGAUGGCAUCGUAAACGCUGCGAAUCGUGGUUUAGAAGGUGGUAGUGGUGUUAACGGCGUGAUCCAACGUGUAGCUGGGCCCCAGUUGCUAAAGGACUGUCAAAAGCUCGGCGGCUGUGAGACUGGCGAUGCGAAAUGUACUCUUGCUUACGACUUACCCUGUGAACGGGUUAUUCACACUGUUGGUCCUGUAUACGGGAUGGAGUACAGAAGAGAUCCACAGGGCCCUGAAACACUUCUACGGUCUUGCUAUCGUCGCUGCCUGGAGGUUGCUGUGGAUAGAGGAAUUAGAAGCAUCGCUUUCUCGUGUAUCAGUACUGGUAUCUAUGGGUAUCCUAAUAGAGAGGCUGCGAUCGCGGCUGCGGAUGAAGUUCGCAAUUUCCUUGAGACUUCUCAAGAUGCGCCCAAGAUCGAUCGUGUCAUUUUCUGCCUUUUCCAAGACGUGGAUGUGAAGAUUUACAAUCAGAUUCUUCCCCAUGUCUUCCCUCCCACAGAUGAAGACCUCAAGCAUUCCAAUGGUGAUCAGGAUUAG
Messenger RNA from Penicillium pulvis, 744 nucleotides. RefSeq names its product macro domain-containing protein. The coding region runs from base 1 to 744 and encodes 247 amino acids. Lineage: Eukaryota; Fungi; Ascomycota; Eurotiomycetes; Eurotiales; Aspergillaceae. The record is from RefSeq and is a predicted model, not a curated record. The transcript is spliced from 2 exons.